This is a messenger RNA of Amphibalanus amphitrite, 1662 nucleotides long. RefSeq lists its product as uncharacterized. The transcript has 5 exons. The record is from RefSeq and is a predicted model, not a curated record. The coding region runs from base 252 to 773 and encodes 173 amino acids. Lineage: Eukaryota; Metazoa; Arthropoda; Thecostraca; Balanomorpha; Balanidae.
UGCUGCUGUGUCAGGAAGCUGUUGCAUAUCUUAUUUGGAGCUGUGCUAGCCUUACCUCAGUGCAGUGCUUAUCGAGGUUAUGGUGGCUGGUGCAACAUGGCCAAAGAUAAUGGUCAUUGGGACACAGCAUGAGCACACUGCAGUCUGCUGUCCCCUCAGGAAGCUAUUGGUCUUUUAGCACUCUUAGAUAUCUUCCAAGCUUUGGGGACCAAAUUCAAGGCCACAUUGAGAAUUGAAAAGGAGACUGCAAAAUGAUCAUCCGGUCCUGCUGGAGUCCUUGGAUGUUUUAUGACAACACCAGACAAGGAAGCCAUGCUGUGGCCGCAUACUGCUUGGUGAUGAACAUCCUGGCGAUUGUGUUCGUCAUCUACCAGAUGGCCGGCGGAGAGUCGUCCCAGUUCUACCUGCCGCUCUUCGAGAGCAACAACGGCGGAUAUAGUAACUCGACGUUGGGCUGGGGCCUCGGUCUUAUCCUGUACUUUGUGAUUUUCGCCUCGCUCACGCUGAUGAUGUCGUCGGGCGUAAAGCGCGAGCUGCGCUUCAUGCUGCUGCCGUGGAUCAUCUACAACUUCCUGUUCGUGCUGCUGAUGCUCGUGUUCGGUGGCUGGCUCGUCUACACGUACUACUCACUGCUGUACUCGGUGAUGGCGCUCGUCAUCCUGUACCUGUUCGCGGCGCUGCACUUUUACUGCCACCUGUGCGUCUACUCGCAGUACCAGCUCAUCAAGUUCAACCAGAUGCCCAUCAUCGAGGUGUACUACCCGCAGCUGUGAGCGCCGAGUGCGGUCAUGGUUUCGAGUGCUCAUCGGUGGCACGCGGCGCUAGCGCUGGGUGCCCGAGGCAGUGAUGGGUAUUACGGUCACCAGUUGGGACUCGGCCUGCCCUGCCGCCGUUGGGAGAGAUGUGGUAGCGGCUGGGUCUACUGCUUUUAGUGAUCGGUUGCUGAUGAGUGCUCUGGUCGUCGCUGCUACUUUCAGACGAUCGGGAUAGGUGUUGACUGUUGACCGAUCCACAGAACGUGUUCUGAGGAAACGGAGUUUUCUCUCCCUCAUGUAUCUACCUGCCCGUUCUGCGCAGUGUUGAGGCUUGUAUCGAGGCGGGCAACAGGCUCGCGCCUCCGUCCGUCCGUCCGUCCGUUUGUUGUCUCCAGCGCUGUGUAAAUACGUCCGUCCAUCGGCUUUCUGCCGAACAUCCAUUUUGUCUGAAUCUCCCCGGCAGUCAGCGUUAUCGAGACUGUUUGUAACAUUCCAACUUGUCGGGUUGCUUCUGAUAGCCGAGGUAUUACUGCUGGUAUGUAAUUGAUGUCACCAAAUGUGUCGACUCUGGAAGCGUGCUGGGACGUAGCUAGCUGUUUGUGUAAUCCAUUCGCAACUCGCAUGCUUGCGAGUUCAUCUGGAGUGCUGGUGGCUGCUGAUUUAGUCCGUCCAAUGCACCCGCAGUGAAUCAAUAAUUGAUGUGCGUUGUUUUUUAAUUAAGCUCGUACGUUGCACACCCCGUUCGUAGUUCUGUUUUAGAUUUGCACGCUGAGCUUUUUGGCUAAAUAUCGCUUACCAUUCCCCGUGAAAUACGCUGGGAUUGCUAGAGAAUCUCAUCGCUUAUCAUAUUUCAUCGUAGUUUUCUACGCAGUACGCGUAUUUUUGGAAUAUACUGCCUAUUAUACAA